Messenger RNA from Closterium sp. NIES-65, 696 nucleotides. The record is from the annotation of a GenBank genome assembly. Lineage: Eukaryota; Viridiplantae; Streptophyta; Zygnematophyceae; Desmidiales; Closteriaceae.
AUGCCACCUCCGUCGUGGGACCGCCCCCAACCGGUGGUGUCGGAGGAGCAGAUAGAGGCGAAGCACACCACCCGCACGGGCGAGGUGGUGGUUGCAGCGGGCGGCAACAGGAAGCGGUCCACUCGGCAGGAUGCAGGCAGCGCUUUGGACCGCUACUGCACCAGCCACACAGGGGCUAAAUACGUGGAGUCCCAGGCCAAGUCCACCGGGGGCAAGCACGGCAUGGUGCUGCCAUUUGCGCCGCACUCGCUCUCCUUCCACAACCUGCUGCGCAAAGUGUCGGGCGCGUUCCGCCCCGGGGUGCUGACAGCGCUGGUGGGCGUGUCGGGCGCAGGCAAGACGACGCUCAUGGACGUGCUGGCAGGGAGGAAGACCGGGGGGUACAUCGAGGGGGACGUGCGCGUGUCAGGGUUCCCCAAGGUGCACGAGACGUUUGCUCACGUGGCGGGGUACUGCGAGCAGAGCGACAUUCACACACCGCAGGUGACGGUGCACGAGAGCCUGCUCUUCUCCGCGUGGCUGCGCCUGCUGGCUGAUGUUGACAAGGAAGUCAGAGAGGAGUUUGUGGAGGAGGUGAUGGAGCUGGUGGAGCUUGAUAGUCUGCGCAACGCCAUGGUGGGGUUGCCGAGGGUCAAUGGGCUCUCCACGGAGCAGCGCAAGCACCUCACCAUCGCCGUCGAGCUCGCAUCCCACUAG